AUGGCGGCAGAAGACUCACCGGAGGCCGUGGAAGGUACCCAGCAAGUGCUGCUCAUUGUCCUGUCCGUGGUCUUCAUGGUCGUUACGGCUGUCGGCAUCAACUUUCGACUCUACGCCCGAAUAUGCGUCUCGAAGAAGGUGUUCCUUGAAGAUGGACUCAUAUUGGCUGGAACACUGUUUGCAUUUGGCCUCUCCUCUGUGUACACGGUAGCAGCCUACCAUGGCUAUGGCAAGCACGUCCGCGAUAUAACACGUCUGAGUGAUCUAGCGCUGCUACAUAAACUCUCUUUCGCGAUACCAAUGCUUUAUCUGGCAGCUAUGCUACUGAUACGAGGGUCCUUUCUGGCUCUCUACCAUCGUUUGGACCAUCGGAAACCCAUGCGAUGGACAGUCUACGGCCUUCUGGCCAUCAUCGUAGCGCAGGCCGUAUCAGCAGCUAUCGUUCAGAGCAUGUCGUACAUCCCGCCGUCCAAGAUAUGGUCAGAUCCCGGUUACGACAGUCGGCAUGUAUCGCCAGGUACUACUCAAGCUUUCUACAACGCCAAUGGAAUCAUCAUGGCGACCACAUCCUUGGCAAUCUACACCGUGCCAUUCUUCAUGCUCCACAAUCUGGAAUUGCCUAGUCGACAAAAGUGGGCAGUGGGCGCACUUUUCGCUCUAGGGUUCUUGUCCGUCAUCGCAACCUGUAUCAAGAACUACUACGCCUGGAGUCUCUUCACCGACCCAGAGGUCUUCUACAAGAUGACCAAGACAGGUAUCUGGGACCAAGUAGAAGUCCACCUCGCCAUUCUCUGCGGCUCAGCACAAUCGUUCAGAGUCUUACUCAAAGACGUCUUCCCACGAUGCUGCCGCAGUCCCAGCGACACUGCAUCACAGCUCUCACCACCCGUGGUCUGGCCACCUCCAACAUCGAUGACUUACCGCAGCGACGGCAGCCCGACCCACGACAGCUGGCGAGGAUGGGACGGGUCCAGUUCCUCGAAUCGCUGUGACUCAGCGCUCAGUCAUGCUAGUCAGGGUUCGAAGCAGGUGGUGGAGAUCUGGAAGAACUCUGGUGUUGCCACGAUGCCGGCCGGGAUGCAACAGCAGUAUCGACAGUAUCCCAGCAUCAGUACAAGGCUCGGCGCAAGCAAUAGCGCUUGGAUUUUUCAGGCUGCCACGAAUAAGAGGUUCACUCCGCCGUGGCCGCUGCCGAAUGUAUAG
Fulvia fulva is the source of this 1203-nucleotide messenger RNA. RefSeq lists its product as uncharacterized. The transcript has 6 exons. NCBI's taxonomy places the organism in Eukaryota, Fungi, Ascomycota, Dothideomycetes, Mycosphaerellales, Mycosphaerellaceae. The record is from RefSeq and is a predicted model, not a curated record. The coding region runs from base 1 to 1203 and encodes 400 amino acids.